GUUUGGUGUCUCUGGCUGUAGUCCUCUCACAUCUCUACCGUCAAACAGCAGUAGGGGAGGAGAGACCAUGUGUCGGUGCGUACGGGAGGGGGUAAUGGCAUAAUCUCACAUUAAAGAGCACGCUAGUGAUUUCUGCGGAGCAGUGUGCUUGCUUUCGAAGCUACGUGUCAGGUUUCGUAUCACCUGCUCCAGAAGAGAGGGAGAAUCCUGACGGAGCAUUUGCCAGUUUGAAGAUUGUUUGGCGCUUGGAUGAGCUGGAGAUGUCGGCGAUGGUGCAGACGCCCAAGCUGCAGGCCAGCGAGGACUUUGACCAGUGCGGUGCGGAGUAUCAGAGCCUCUCCAACCAGGACUACUACUCUCAACUGGAGGCUCUGAAGAGAAUGCACCUGCAGAACAUAGCACACCUGGACGUCAUGUACCUGAACGAGCUGAGCGCUAGCAAGGGCAAGGCGUCUCAAGAGGCUCAGAUGAGCGAUAAAGAUGAAAUAGACGGUGCUCAGGAAGCGGAUGAGUCUUUGCCAGCCAAGCGAGGGACUAACACCAUCCCCAGACAGGACAUAAAGCUUCAGCAGAACUCGGCCAGCAAGUCAGACAUAUCUGGGAGCCGGGCGAUGGAGGUAGAGAAGGCGAAGAAGAAGGAGAAGAAGGAGAAGGAGGAGAAGGAGGAGGAGGAGAAGGAGGAGAAGGAGGAGGAGGCAGCUGGGCAAGCUAGCAGACAGAGCAGUGGAGUCAGAGAUGAGGCUAAGAGUUCAAAGCCACGAGCGCAGCCAGAACGAUGGGCCGCCUCCAAGCCAGCCAGCGCCGCCGCAAAACACCAGCCGAGGGCCCCCAGCAGACGGCCCUCGGGGGCAGAACCUUCCAGCAGGAUCGCCAAGGUGACCGUGCCCAAGCCCUUCAAGAUGAUGCUGCGCGAGGACGACAAGAAGCGGCGGAACCAGAAGACGCGCUCCGAGGUGGAGCUGGAGAACACGCUGCUGCGCAAGGAGCUGACGGAGCUGCGCGAGUGCCGGCGCCAGUUCCGCGCCACGCCCGCGCCGCCGCCGCCACGCACGCGCCCGCCCCUGAGCGAGGUCUUCGGCCAGCGCGCCGCCGGCGGCAGGAGCCGAACGACCUCUCUGGACCGCGCCGCUCGUGCCGACCCGGGCACCAACCGGCGCGCCGGCGGCAGCCGAGAUAUUUCACCGGAGCCCUUCAGUUUCAUCGAGCGCGAGCGCAGGAAGAGGGAGGUGAGGCUGGAGGCGGUCCUCAGCAGCCCGACCUCCAGGGAGGAGCGCUGGGUCUUCAAGGCCAGGCCUCUGCCCCGGCUCUACAGGGCCGCCUCCGACGACUACCACCUGUUCGGGGCUACAGAAACGCACAGCAGAGGCGAGGAGCAGCACCGCGGGCCAGACGUGAGCAGAGAGCGCCUCAAACACACAGGGAGGCUGGAGGACGAGAGGGGCGGUGUGGAGGUGGAGGAGGAGGAAACGGAAGAGAAGUCUGAGGAUGGAGAACAUGGAGCGGAUGAGUCCACGGAUGGAGCGGAGACGCCGAUACUAUGCAGUAACUGGAGGCUGAGGAGGAAGCCGUCGCUGGCAAGCAAAGGACUGCUGGUGGAGGGGGAGACCGGGGGGGUACGGAGGGGCAGGGAGGGGGGAGACCAGGGGGGUGCGGGGGGGCAGGGAGGGGGGCAGGGAGAGGGACUGGUCCUACAUCCACCCCAUCCGGCGCACCAGCAUCAGUCUGAACCUGGCUUCCUCUUUCUCUGUCAGCCAGGAGCAGCUGCCAACUGGCAAGAGCGACUACAUCAGUGUGUGAGAGCCGGCGGGGGCAUUGUUAUGGCAGUACGCAGCGCACUGGUUAUGCACUGACAGCACUUGCUACAGGAAAAUAGGAAGGCUGACAUUUGAUCCGACAGGCCUGUACGAAACUAUAAUCAAGGUUAGAAAUCAAGGUUCAUGCACAGUACGUAUAUAUGUAUGUAUAUAGGUGAAGUAGAUACUUCAAAAUUCAAGUUUUAGAUUUUAGUUUUUUAUCGAGGUACAUGUCCGUAUAUGUUUUUCAUGUGCAAAAUAAAGCAACGAUCUUAAUGUUCAAUAUACAAUGUGUUCAACAGGAAUUCUGUAAACUAACUCAAAGUAGCUUUUUACAAAUAAAGGUUUUGUGAUGCCACUCAGUAAACUCCUAAAUGACACAAACUCAC
Molecule: messenger RNA, 2182 nt
Organism: Clupea harengus (Atlantic herring)
Lineage: Eukaryota; Metazoa; Chordata; Actinopteri; Clupeiformes; Clupeidae
Product: protein FAM161A
Exons: 4
Coding region: 261-1850 (529 amino acids)
Biological process (GO): cilium organization
Cellular component (GO): cilium
Source: RefSeq, a predicted model, not a curated record